Molecule: messenger RNA, 3116 nt
Organism: Gadus morhua (Atlantic cod)
Lineage: Eukaryota; Metazoa; Chordata; Actinopteri; Gadiformes; Gadidae
Gene: srfbp1
Product: serum response factor binding protein 1
Exons: 6
Coding region: 133-2700 (855 amino acids)
Biological process (GO): maturation of SSU-rRNA
Cellular component (GO): nucleus; 90S preribosome
Source: RefSeq, a predicted model, not a curated record
UCUGACGUGAAGCGUCACAUACAACGUCAUUGACGUCACAUAAAUGGCUGCCUCCACAACAUAGGACCAUGCAUGCUCCCGACGUUUAUACCUUUAUUUUAUAAAUGCUUAUUUUAAACACGGGGAUUUAAGAUGACAUCAACCGAGGAGAUAACGGUGAUUGACGUGGGGGAAAAGGAGGGUGCCAAGAUGUCACAGAAUACAGAGAUGAGUGAGAAUGUUUUCAAGAUCACAUCAACAGAGGAGAUAAAGCUGAUUGACGUGGGGGAAAAAGAGUGUGAGAAGAUAUCACAGAAUUCAGAGAUGAGUGAGAAUAUUCCGGAGCAACAGGAAAUUUCCAAGCAGACUUCCACAGAGGACUUGGCCGAGCAGGUGGUUCCUUGUGCUGAAGCAAGACAGGAAGAAGCAGAAGAAAAGGUUCCAGAGACCGAUCUGUUUACUGAGCGAGAGAGCGAGGAGAACACAGCUGAGACUCUUUCCAAGGAAAAGCUAGAGGAAGAAGUGGCAACUGAGGAAAAGCAGGUGGAGAAGGAGGCUAAGGAGGAGGAGGAGGACGACGAAAACGACGACGACGGCAGUGGUGAAAAGGAUGUUGAUGAUGGUGAAGAGGAGACGGAGAAAGAGCCCAAGGCCACGCAGGGAAAAAAGAAAAUGGCUUUGCGUGAACCAAAGAAGGAUAACUCUUCGCGGAUGAACCUCAACAACGAGGUGGUAUUGAUGAGGAAGGAGGUGAGCAGGGUAAGGGGGCUGCUCAUCAGGAAGUUGACGCGACAGAUCGCUGCUCUGAAGAAGAAGAAGGGAAAAGAGAACGAGGUGCAGAAGAACCAGAGGAGAGCCGAACGAAUGGUGGAAGAGAUCCAUGAGAUGAAGGCCCUUAAACCAGACGUGGUGACCAAGAUAGCCUUGCAGCAGGAGAUCCAAUUUGAUGUGGUUUGUAGAAACCCAGCCUCUUCGGUUACCGACCGAGCCAUUGCCAGAAUAGCCAGCCACCCUCAGUUCAGCAAGAGGAUUGCGACUAUUAAAUUAGCUGUGAAAGCUUUCAGGGAGGAAAGGUCUAAAAAAGGAAGGGGUAAACCUAAGAUUGCAGAUGCUGAUGAACUAACACAAAGAAAGAAAAUGGAGGAGGAAGAGGAGAGUAAAGAACAGGAAAUGGUUGGCUGUGAGGAGAAGGAAGAAAUAGGGGGCGACGGUUCUGAAGUGACCACUACUCAAAACAGAGACUUGUCUGGGGUUUCAGGGAGCCGAAAAAUUGGUAAGGUUACCGAGCCCUUGAAAAAAGGAAUGCCGAGAAACCGCAAAUCCGCAGUGAAUAAAACACAACAGAGUAAAGUUAUGGAAAAGAAGACGAAUCACACUACUGCAAAAGAAAAGACUGUGGCCAUGGAAGACGACACCGGAAAGAGUUGCUUGGAAAAAUGCAAGGUAGUCUUUCACAUAAAGUCACCACCACCAUCGGAGGGCGCUAAAGCCAUGGACGAUGCCAGCCACAUGGUUGUGAAAAUUGACACACAUAGUAAGGUCACCGAGAAGAAGAGAGAGGUCACCAUCUCAAAGCAGCCCACCGCAUCAUUAGAGGGAGCAGGUGAAGAGGAGUCAGACGAUGACGCCAUAGAAGUGUCACUACACAAGGGUUCAUCACUGUCAAAGAGUGACCUGAAAGUGCACCAAGGAGUGGAGGAAAAAGACGACGACGACGAUGAUGAUGAUGAUGAUGAGGACGACGACGACGACAGUGAUUUGCAGUCUGAUGAGGAUGAGGAGUCCAACAGUAUGAGGUCACCAGAGAGUGACAAUGGCUCUGAGGAGGAAACGUCGACCAAGUACUCUGAGGCCAAGGAUCUUAAGAAACCACUGAGCAAAGUGGGGUACAAAAGACCAAAUCUUAAGCCUGACCUUGAAUCAAAUCAGAAAAUGUCAGGUGACGACGACGAGAGCGACAUAGAGUCCUCUGACGAGGAAGCACCAAAGGAGUACUUUGACGACAGCACAGAGGAGCGUUUCCACAAGAGGUCCUCUCAGUCGGAGAGUGAUGGCGACGAUGACUUCUUCUUAGGAAAAGUGAGCAAGUUCAAAAAGAAGAAGAAGAAAACGAAGAGCGGGGUGAAGGACACCCCUUCAGAACCAGAGAGCCCUGCUGAGCUGGAGCCACGUCCCAGUGAUUCCCAAGGGUCCAAGUUUACAUCUGUCUUCUGCCAGUCCCUUUCCCGGUCAGAGAGCGGUGAUGGUGAUGGUGAUGGGGGCAGACAGGGGUUCGGUGGCAGAGGCAGAGGAGAUAGAUUCGGUGGCAGUCGGGGAAUGAGGGACGGUAGAGGUCGGGGGAUGAGAGGCGGUGGCCGUGGGGGGAUGAGAGGUGCUGGCCGUGGUGGAUUUGACAGCAGGCCUCCCAGGUUCAAUUCCCGGGAGAGAGGGGACACCGGAGAAUCCGAUUUCAGCAACGCGAAACGUGACUUUAAAAGUAGACCUUUCGGAUCCAAAGACCGGGGAAGGGACUUCACUGCGAGAGGAAGGGAAAGGGAAAGUGGAGGUGGUCGGGGAAGGGGCCGUGGUUCCAGACUACCAGAUCGCAGUCGUGCAGGUUUUAAUUCCAAUCAGCCAGAAGGGCAGUCCCUGCAUCCAUCAUGGGAAGCCAGCAAGAAGAGGAAAGAGCAAGGACAAAUCCAGGCUUUCCAGGGGAAGAAGAUUAGGUUUGAUGAUGAUUAAAGGUGUCGUCAAUUAUCUUGUCCUUGUGGUGUAAUUUUGAUUCAACAACUAGUUUACUAUGAAAUAUUUAGGAUGUCACUUGGUAAACGGCCUGGUAAACUUUUGUGGUUAAAUGAAAGGAAAAGGCACAGCCCCACGUGGUCGAUAAAGCCUAAAAAUUAUACUCUUUAUUCUUUACACUUUUCUUUUUUGUGUUCCCAACGUUAAAUUGGCAUGAUUGAACCUUCAACCAAAACCUUUGAAAAAAUACUGUGAAAACAGUAGUAGGCUACCUGUUCUAUAAGUAAGAUAAAUAAAGUUUACCAUCUUACCACCGACAUUGGCCUACAUGCAUUGCUACGUUUAUUCGUAUGGCUAUAAUUGAUUUUUUUUGUAUAAAAAAAUAUUGUAAUGUUUCUAAUAAAAUGUUCUCGUUA